GGAAGCAGCCUAAGCAAGGGGCUGGGAUUUAGGGGCCCAGGCUCCCCCAUCUCCUGGGAGCCUGAAGCAUCCUAGGCCCGGUUCCUGUACUGUGCUGUAUCCUGGAGAAGCAAUAAACUCCCUCUGUUCUACUGGCUGGCGGAGUCUGUUGGUGCCAUUACGGGGGUGCAGGAGUUGGGGGAACCCUGACGUGCCACCACACCAUGUCUGCCUUUUGUUCCAGAUGAUGCCAUCUUGCAGUACACAAGGCAGGGAAAUGGCUAUGAUGGAGCUGGCUCAGAUGCCGGUGACCUUCGAGGAGGUGGCUGUGUAUUUCACCGCGGGGCAGGGGGUCCUGCUGAGCCCCAUGCAGAGAGACCUCUACGAGGACGUCAUGCAGGAGAACUAUGAGACGGUGGCCUCGCUGGGAUUCUCCAUUUCCAAACCUGACCUGAUCAUCCAGCUGGAACGAGGGGAAGAACCGUGGGUCCCAGAUCUCCAGCCUUCCAAAGAAAUGGGGUUCCUGAGAGAGAGUCGCACAGGAUUUCUGGUCUCCAAUGCUCAUGUGAUCUCCAGGACGGAGGAGGGGGAGGAGCUGCAGAUCCUAGAUCUCCAGGACUGUGAGAGAGGAGAAAUCAUCAAUGACAACUAUACAGGUGAUGAGUUGCUGAGUGAGAACAAUGAAAAGAGUCUUCUGGCCACAUUUGGAAUAUUACUGGGAAAAUCUGAAGGGCAUUUUUCUCAGAGUCUUGAGCAGAGAGAGACAUGUGAGAGCCAGCGUAGCCCACAAAAGCAGCAAGAAAACCAUCCAGGAGAGGGACAAGAUAAAUCGAAUCACAAAAGAAGAGGGGUGAAAACAAACAAAGAAACGGUUCAUCAGAAAACCCCCUAUCAACAGUCAUCCUGCACUUCCAGUGACUGUGUAACUCUUAGUAAACGUAGAACAGCCCACAUAGGAGAAAAACCCUUCAGCUGCUCUGACUGUGGAAAAUGCUUCAGUCACAGGUCAGACCUUGUUAAACAUAGGAAAACCCACACAGGAGAGAAACCCUUCAGCUGCUCUGACUGUGGGAAAAGCUUCAGCAAGAGCUCAAAUCUUUUUACCCACAGGAGUACCCACACAGGAGAGAAACCUUUCAGUUGCUCUGACUGUGGAAAAUGCUUCAGUCACAGGUCUAAUCUUGUAAUACAUAGGAGAACCCACACAGGAGAGAGACCCUUCAGCUGCUCUGACUGUGGGAAAAGCUUCAGGCAGAGGUCACACCUUGUUAUCCAUAGGAGAACCCACACACAAGAGAAACUCUUCAUCUGCUCUGACUGUGGGAAAAACUUCAGUCAGAGGUCAUACCUUGAUAGGCAUAUGACAACCCACACAGGAGAGAAACCCUUCAGCUGCUCUGACUGUAGAAAAUGCUUCAGUCACAAGUCACACCUUGUUGUACAUAGGAGAACCCACACAGGAGAGAAGCCCUUCAGCUGCUCUGACUGUGGGAAAAGCUUCAAUCAGAGCUCAAGCCUUGUUGCGCAUAAGAAAACGCACACAGAAGAGAAACCCUUCAGCUGCUCUGACUGUGGAAAAUGUUUCAGUCACAGGGCAUACCUUGUUGCACAUAGGAAAACCCACACAGGAGAGAAACCCUUCAGCUGCUCUGACUGUGGGAAAAGCUUCAGUAAGAGUUCAAGCCUGGUUAGACAUAGGAGAACCCACACAGGAGAGAAACCUUUCAGCUGCUCUGAGUGUGGGAAAUGCUUCAGUCAUAGGUCACACCUUGUUAAACAUAGGGGAACCCAUACAGGAGAGAAACCUUUCAGCUGCUCUCACUGUGGAAAAUGCUUCAGUCAUGGGUCAUACCUAGUUAAACAUAGGAGAACCCACACAGGAGAGAAGCCCUUCAGCUGCUCUGACUGUGGGAAAAGCUUCAGUGAGAGUUCCAGGCUAGUUGCACAUCGGAGAACCCACAUGGGAGGAACCUUAUAACAGAGAUGGGAAAAAGUCCCUCAAUGGGCAGAAUCCAGCCCGCCUAGGGCUUUUACCUUGACUGGAAGGCAGUGCUGUGCUCUGCCUCCUAACUGGCAUAUGCUGCGAGGGAAGGAGCUCAGCCCCACCUCUCUUUCCACCAUGUAGCCACUGGAGAGGAGGCAGCACUGGGGCUAAGGCUGCACCACACAGACUAGCUAGAGGCACCGCUGCCACUGUGCCUCUGGCUUCCCAGACCAGCUUAUGGCCACAGUCAUAGAAUCUCAUGCUGCUGGGGCCAUGUGGCCAUGGCAGGGGUGCCUCUGGGGCCAGUUGUGGGCCGUGUGGUUGUGUCAGCAUUGCCUCCAGCCCCGGACCAUUUAGCUGCAGCAGAUAUACACCUAGGCAGUGGUACCUCUGGGACCAGUCCUGGACUGCAUAGCUGUCACAGCAGCGAAAGCUCCCUCCAGGACAUCUGGGACAGUGUGGCUGCAGAUGUUGCUGCAAGGGGGCAGGAAGCCAGGUCAUGUUCCCCCUCAUCCCCAGACCCUCCAUCCCCUCACUUCCCUCCCCACAGUAUACCCAACUUGCUCUGACACUCCCUUGUUUUUGCACCCUCUUUCCUUGCCACAUACUGCCCCUUCCCUUGUUCCUGUUCUCUCCACCUGGCCAGACACCCUACUCCCAGCCUGCUUCUGUACUCCAGCUCCCUUCCAGAUCCUGCACCCCAUCCCUAUCCUGCUUGCUGGUGGCCCUGCCUCACACACUGUAACCCUCAUUUCUGUCCCUACCCCAGAGCCUAAGGAGGUCCAUAAGAUCCACUAACUCCAGAAAGACCAGAUUUCAUUUUCUGGCAUCAGAAGUUCUUAACCUCAGUCCUCCCCCCUUUGUUUCCCCUCACCCAAGAAGGCUGGGGCAGCAGAGGAUUAAAGUCUCUCAGUUUGGGCCACAUCAGUGGGGGGUGGGGGUUGGAGGAGGUUGUUUUUCAUUUUGGUUUGGUUUUUUUGCUUCUCACUUGUGUGGUCCCCAACCAAUUUUUUCUUUGAUGGGUCAGUGACCCCAAUCUAAAAAUGGUUCUCCACUCCUGCCUGAAAUAAAUCAUUGAAACCUUUUGUGUUGGGCAUAAUGUUUUACCUUUUUUGAAAUGAAGUUUGACAAAGUAACACCAGAGAAUCAAAAUGCUUAAUCUGUUUUAUAGUGUAAAUUAAACUGAUCUCCACAGCUGCAGCACUAGCAAAGUAGCUCAGGUGUAAUUAUAUAAUUCAUGAUGAGUGUCCAUUAGCAACUGGUAGUCCAUAGAAAGGUAUGCAUCCACCUGUCGUACCUCUGUGUUCUGUAGCUCGGUACCUUCGGCGGUCUGAACUGUCAGUGUCAGCGUCAUCUGGUCAGGGUCAUCCUGGCACGCUCCUGACAGGACCUCUACUCCGUCGGUAGUGAUAAACUUUUGGCCGUGUGGCCCUUUAUCUAGAGUUAGACCCCGUGCACUUGAGUCAACACAGGAGAUCUCUGAGAGGCCCUGGAAACGACAGAUGC
Messenger RNA from Pelodiscus sinensis (Chinese soft-shelled turtle), 3469 nucleotides. The record is from RefSeq and is a predicted model, not a curated record. Lineage: Eukaryota; Metazoa; Chordata; Testudines; Trionychidae.